Molecule: messenger RNA, 922 nt
Organism: Anopheles cruzii
Lineage: Eukaryota; Metazoa; Arthropoda; Insecta; Diptera; Culicidae
Gene: PIG-C
Product: phosphatidylinositol N-acetylglucosaminyltransferase subunit C
Exons: 1
Coding region: 9-848 (279 amino acids)
Biological process (GO): GPI anchor biosynthetic process
Cellular component (GO): glycosylphosphatidylinositol-N-acetylglucosaminyltransferase (GPI-GnT) complex; membrane
Source: RefSeq, a predicted model, not a curated record
GUGCAACAAUGGACCCGGCCAGCCGGCCCCGCAAACCAUGGAGGAAAAAUCUGUACGAAAACGCCGAGUACGAGGACAAUUUCACCGAUCCGACGUUUUUAAAGGACAUGAAAACGAACGUAAACCUGCGGAGCUAUUCGGCCGCUGAAGCGUUUACCGGGGCCACACGGCUCAGCCAGCAGAUCUGUGUGGUGACGGGGUUUCUGAUCGUAUUCCACCACCUGUACACCGAACGCGUGGGCCCGAAAGCGAUAUUCUGCCAGUCGGCCGCCGGCACCAUGGUUGGCUAUUUUAUCUAUGCCGGCAAGGACGCGCAGGUGGCAAAGUUCAUCGAGGACUCCAAGACGGCCAUCGCGGUGCUGGUGUUUGGAUUCAUCUUUUCCCCGCUGCUGCACACGCUAACGAACAGCAUCAGCACGGAUACGAUUUUCUCGAUGACCUUCUUCGUGCUCGUGCUUCAUCUGGUGUUUUUUGACUACGGAGUAUCGGCCGCCCUCGUUUCCAAAGCCAUAUCACUGAAUGCGGCCAUUUUCGGUGCAAUAUGCUUGGCGUCGCGGCUUUCGUCCUCGCUACACGCGUUCGUGCUGCUGGAACUGGCAGCCGUUUUCUUCGCCCUGGGCCCAUUUCUGGUGUCCAAGCUGUACAGCAUUCAUCUCCUGGUUCUUUCCAUUGCCGCGUGCUGCUACUUUCUGAACUCAAUCUCCCCCGUUAUCCUGUACACCUACAUCAGCCUGCUCGCGUUCGUCAAUCUGUUCUGUCCCUGGUUGUUCGUCCGACUGCAGAAGUUCAAGAACAACAUCAAUGGCCCCUGGGACGAAGCAAUCGUAACGGAAGACGGCCCCACAUAGGAGCCUCGAAAACGAUCGUCAGAGGCAAACACCAACCCAAAGAUUGUGUAAAAUUAGAACCAAACGUCCGUUUA